GAAUCGAACGGUCGUGUGUACGGAUGAAAUAAAUUGGAAUAGCUAAAGUGACAACAUUCGUAAAGAUUAAUGUCUUAUUAACUUUCGUGUAGAAGUGCUAAGUUAUAAAUUAAAUAAAAAUCGACUGAUUUGCUUGAACUCAUUUACUUAACUCUACUUAAUUUGGCGUGCACAAGUGAAUUGAACAGUUUACGAGCGUCUGUUUUUCCCUCACACACUGCGUGUGUGCCUGUAUGCGUGUGUCUGUAUGAGUGUUUCUGGAUGCAUUUGUUUAUUCCGACCGCCAAAUACUACUUUCUUAGUGAACUUGCGUUGCUGGGCGGUGCUGUCAUUACCCCACCCUUCCACGCGCCCUUCCCGCAUUCACGCAUUGUGCAGAAAAAAAAUCGAAACUCCCGCACAUGAACUGUAUGCUGAGUUUUCGGAACUGCUACAAAACGAAAACAAAAAUAGAAACAAAAAGAAAAAUGAUUUAAAGCAUAACACGAAAUUACGGUUGAAUGCUAAUGCGUGACACAAAACCUGCGUAAAUUUAUUCAAAAUACACAAAAAAAAACUAUUUUUGUACUUUUCCAUAACGAAACGCAUCGCACAACACUGACAAUAACUGUUUACCGAAUUGUUUGGCAAUUUGUAUAUAAACAGUAGAAACAAAAAACAAGAAACGCCUACUGAGCUUUAAACUAGCCGACUACUUUUUAUACCCAGUGUUUAACGCUUGGAGCCCACUGUGCUGAACUGUUAACAUAAUCAAGAGCAAUAAACAAGUGCUUUAAAUUUUGUUUAAAUUAAGACUGGAUAUAAAAAGCAAUCGUUGUCAUUCGACCUAAAAUGUAAACUGUGUGUGUAAGUUUACGAUUUGAACAAUAACAACAAAAAGCAGUCUAUAAUGGUUGUAAUUUCGCUAAUAAACAAUUCACGGACACGGAAACCACGUGGAGGCAACUUGAACUCCAUUUGAGAACAGCAGGAGGAGCGACUGUGGCAGCAUCAGCUGCUAAUCGACUACAACAACAAGCAUAAAUCAUCGUCAAGCAACAACAACAUUGCGAUUGAGUUGCAAGCCUAAGCAAAGUGAAGAGCAAAAAAAAAAAACACCAUACAACGCAUUAAUCAUACGCCGCGUGCGCCACACUUGAAACGCCCUGUGAAAAUUGCCCCAACGAAAUGUUCGCGAAAAGGCCGCACAAUGCGCCGCGCACUUGACACGCGUUGAGUUACCGUUACCGUUACCGUUACCGUCAUUACCGUUACGUGCAUCGGACAAUCGAUAAAUUUGAAAUCGUUUAUUUGAUUUUUUUGGGUUUUUAGUUUCGCGUCGCUUGUUUUUUAUUUCUUUGUGCAUUCGUUUUGUUUAGUCGAAGUGCCGCAUGUACGUGUCCGGGCUAAAAACGUUUACGGGCAGCUACAACUGCAACAAAAACAACAACAACAAUAGGAACUACAAUCGAAGUGGCAGCCAAUUUAAUUUGCAGCCAACAUUUACACAAUUAUUCUCUAGCUGGCCAGUGUUAAAUACGUUAACGUUCUUAAUGAAUGACUUUCGGCUAAAGUCACUUUAUCGUGCCACUAAAAAGACAACAACAACUACAACCGCCGCCGCAGCAGCGGCAGCAACAACAACAGCCCUUGGCAGCUCCAUUAAAAAGCAAAAGAACAGCAGCAGCAACAAGAAAUCCUCCUCAACAACAACAAAAUCAACAACAAAGACAACAACAACUUUUGAUAAUAGCAACAUUAACAAUCCGCGCACUUACAACAACAGCAGCAAAUCGAAUAAAGUGUUUCUACAUUAUAUACCACGCGAUCCGCGUCUAAGAAUUUUCAACAAGACCGCCACGCUGAAUAAACACUUGGCCCAUCCAGAACGCACUUUAAGCGAAUUGAAUAUAACUGAAGAUUUGUGCAAUUAUGGUGAAUUAAUUGGCGGCAGUGACAGUGACAACAAUAACAACAACAACAACAAUAAAAACAACAAUCACAAUUACUAUAACAACGAUAAACAAUUGAAAUUUCAAGGUCUACUGUUCAAGUUUUAAAACCGACAACUUCCAGUGUUGUUAAGUGCAAAACUUUUUUUGUAUUUUAUUCGGAAUCUUGAGUCGAGCCGGAUUACUUAGGCUGCGAACACAAAAGCGUGUGCAAAUAAAGGGUUGAUCAAUUGGAAAUUUGGAUUAGAGCGAAACGUAAGCAAUCUUAAUCCACCUACAGCUACUUAAAGAGAAAUUAAAUAGAAAUUUUUGCUGAAAUCUAUGUAACUGUGUUCACAAUUAAUUGUAACAAGUGCAAAUU
Molecule: messenger RNA, 2292 nt
Organism: Drosophila montana
Lineage: Eukaryota; Metazoa; Arthropoda; Insecta; Diptera; Drosophilidae
Product: tubulin-specific chaperone C
Exons: 3
Coding region: 1371-2039 (222 amino acids)
Source: RefSeq, a predicted model, not a curated record